This is a messenger RNA of Tigriopus californicus, 1185 nucleotides long. RefSeq names its product phospholipid scramblase 1-like. Gene Ontology annotation, molecular function: phospholipid scramblase activity. The record is from RefSeq and is a predicted model, not a curated record. Gene Ontology annotation, biological process: plasma membrane phospholipid scrambling. The transcript is spliced from 3 exons. Lineage: Eukaryota; Metazoa; Arthropoda; Copepoda; Harpacticoida; Harpacticidae. Gene Ontology annotation, cellular component: plasma membrane. Bases 219 to 980 code for a protein of 253 amino acids.
AUCCUAGUUGCGUGAUGCCUCGUAAGAACAUUUCGCGUUUCUCUUUCUGCUUCCUGGCCUCUUUUCUCUACGGAUCUGUUAGCUUGGAUGGUUGUACGGGACAUUCAUGCCCAGGCACCUCUGACACUACCUUUCUUUCUGAUUCUCCUGAUGAGUCUUGGAUGGCCAUUUAUCGAUAAAUUCAUCACGCAAACGCCUGGUAUUGAUAUUAAAGCACCAUGGCCUCUCCAUACGAUGGCGAUAUUCCGUUAACCACGGUGGUGAGCCAAGAACCAACGGCCUUGGGAUUGAACGGCGGGGACAAAGGAACAACACCACAGCUGUUUGGACUGGGACCGUUGCAAAAUGCUCAAAAGCUCAUGAUCCGACAACGAGUUCGAUGUAAGGACAUUUGUUCAGCCUGCUCCGGAUGUGAGGUGGAGAAGAAAUAUACCGUACAUGGGGACAAUGGGGAAAUCAUUCUCUGGGCAAGCGAGACAUCCUCUUGUGGGAUGCGAUUCUGUUUUGGGAGUGGCCGAAGUCUCAAUAUUCGAAUCUCUGACUCCACCGCCAAAGAGGUCAUUCGCAUUGACCGACCCUUAAACUGUGCAGGUUGUUGUUGUUCGUGGUGCUAUCCCCGUUGUACCCAAGAACUCAACGUCGCCAUGGAGGGCCUUCAAAUAGGAACAAUCCGAGAACGAGCCACGUGGAUCUACCCUGUCUAUCAUCUUUUUGACACUAUGGGCCAACAAAUAUUAAAGGUUCGUGGUCCUUGCUGCACCGCCGGAUGCUUUAGUGAUGUGCAAUUUUCUGUGAUGAAUACGGAUGGCGUGGAAUUGGCCACCAUCGUCAAGAAAUGGAUGGGCUGCGCUCAAGAGACGCUCAUGGAUGCCGAUAACUUUAUGAUCGAAUUCAAGACCGACGUGGAUGUGCGAGACAAAGCCAUGGUGAUGAGUACGGCCUUUCUGAUUGACCUUAUGUACUUUGACACCGAUGGGUGAACGCUCAAAGCUUGCACUUGCCCAAUGUUCGUUUGAACUCGCACUCUUGUGAUAAUCACCUGCAAUCAGCUUGUUAAAUGAUGCCUUUCACAUUUUACUUUCCCGACCUUUUUUCUCAUUGGAAUACUAUGAUAAGCUUCGUGUACAAGUUUCCCGCAUCUAAUUAAUGAAUCUCUUCAAUAAAUUAUAAGUAUAUCCAAGUAAA